Molecule: messenger RNA, 2069 nt
Organism: Annulohypoxylon truncatum
Lineage: Eukaryota; Fungi; Ascomycota; Sordariomycetes; Xylariales; Hypoxylaceae
Product: amino acid permease/ SLC12A domain-containing protein
Exons: 1
Coding region: 440-1975 (511 amino acids)
Biological process (GO): amino acid transmembrane transport
Cellular component (GO): membrane
Molecular function (GO): amino acid transmembrane transporter activity
Source: RefSeq, a predicted model, not a curated record
AAAGCUUUCAGUGGAUCUAUUCUCACGAUCCGCCACCGAUAGGUCGAAUCAGGCAGAUUUUCCGCCGAGCUUAUUAUGGGCGGCGCUGCAAAGUGCCCGUUCGAAUCAUGAGAUAUUCUCGGCAAAGCCGUUAAGCCGUUGGGUAGUUCAAGUCUCGAACCUUGCUUGGUGCGGUUCGAAAACUUUUUCUAGAAGGAAAUGCUACGAUGCGCCUAAUGGCAUCUCCGUUCUCCAUCCGUUCCCCAUCCAAAAUGGCGCCGGUAACCGUCACCGAGAACCUUAUUUAUAUAAUCCUCACUGCCCUGACCACUCCAUCAUGCUCCUCCCACAUCUCGUAUCCAUCACCAAAACAACUCAUUACAUAAUACAUUCGUUUUAGCGCUUCGUCAUCCCCCGUGGGCCUUUCGUUAAACCUUGGAACUUGAUCCCAACUGUCGAGAUGGACACUAUUAGCGAAGCGGAGAAGACCCCGUCGAAGGAGGCUUCGUUGCCCUCCAACAACGAGAAAGAUGUCGAAACCGGCGAGGACCAGCUGCAUCGUGGUAUGCACAGCUACCACUUGCAAUUUAUCGCCAUCGGAGGCACCAUAGGAACCGGAAUGUUCCUCGGAAGUGGAAAUGCGUUGGCCACGGCUGGCCCAGCAGGAUGCCUGAUCGCCUUCUUGUUCGUCGGAUUGAUUGUUUUCUCAAUCAUGACAAGUUUAGGCGAGAUGGCUUCCUACAUACCUGUAGCUGGUAGCUUCACCGUGUACGCGUCUCGUUUCGUCGAUCGGUCUCUUGGUUUCGCCAUGGGUUGGAUUUACUGGUUUAGCUGGUCGGUUACGUUCGCUCUCGAGCUUGUAGGAUCUGGUCUCAUUAUCCAGUAUUGGGACUCAAGCCUUAACAUCGGAAUCUUCAUCGCUGUCUUUUGGGCAGUCUUCACCGCCGUCAACUUCCUGCCGAUUCGUUACUUCGGAGCUUUCGAGAUGUGGUUUUCGAGCAUCAAAGUUGUCACUAUCAUCGGUUUCAUCAUCUUCGGUAUUUGCAUCGACGCUGGAGCAGGUCAGAAUGGUUAUCUCGGAUUCCACACGUGGGUGACUCCUGGUGCUUUUGCCGAGUCUAUUACCACUGGUGCCUCCGGGAAGUUCAUCGGCUUUUGGUCCGUUCUCGUUACUGCUGGAUUCGCUUACCAGGGUGCGGAGCUUGUGGGUGUUGGCGCAGGAGAGACCCAGGAUCCGGCAAAGAAUGUGCCAAAAGCCGUUCGAUUCACAUUCUGGGCCAUCGUCUCGCUAUUUGUCGGAACCAUCUUCUUCUCCGGCUUGCUCGUGCCAUAUGACAACCCGAACCUCUCCAUCGGUGCGACAGACGCAUCCGCAUCGCCACUUGUCAUCGCAGCCAACCUCGCAGGCGUUCCCAUUCUUCCUCACAUAAUCAACGCUGUUCUGCUGACAGCCGUCCUCUCCGCUGCGAAUUCGAACGUAUACUCCGGAAGUCGAAUUCUCGUCGGUCUGGCCUCGGAAAACAACGCCCCGGCUUUCUUGGCCCGCACAAACCGUCACGGAACCCCUUACUUCGCGGUCGCUCUCACUUCGGCAAUGGGUCUCCUCGCUUUCCUUAACCUGUCGGAAAAUGGCGGCGACGUCUUCGACUGGCUGCUGAACAUCACUGCUAUCGCUGGCUUUAUCACCUGGUCCUGCAUUAGCAUCUGCCACUUGCGGUUCAUGAAGACCUUGAAGGCGCGCUGCAUCCCCCGACAGGAGUUGCCCUACUCGGCUCCGCUACAACCAUACCUCACCUGGUUCGGUCUCUUCUUCUGCAUUCUGAUUAUCCUGACCAACGGAUUUACCGUCUUCAUCGAGUGGAGCACUAGCGGCUUCUUUGCAGCGUACGUUAGCAUAAUCUUGUUUGUUGUGCUCUUUGUUGGGCAUAAGUUGGUGUACCGGACGAAGCCUGUAAAAGUAAUGGACAUAGAUCUCGACCGCGAUAGGGUCAACUAAUAGUCCCUCUGAAAUCAUGUAUAUAGAUAUAUAGAUAGAUGGUUGGGAUAUUCCUCCUUUUUGAUACCCCUAAUAAUAUUAUAGAUCGUUUUAA